GUAUUAUCGUAAGGAGCUGUAUACUUGGAAAAAGGAGGAGGGAAAAAGAGAGGGAGAGGAGAUCUAAGAGAGAGAGAGAGGGAAGAAUAGGGUGAGCUUGAGUUGGGUAAAAAUUGUGGGAAAAAGGGAGAUGGUUUGUUAAAGAAUGGUGUACAGUCUAAGCAGAGGGAGCUGAAGACAGGAGGAUAAAUGGAAGUGAAUGAGGGCGACAUAUCGGAGGUGGUAGAUGUGGUGAAGUUAUCGAAGACCGAGCAUGGAGCAUACCAUGGGCUUGGUGCCACAGACACUUGUUGACAAUGGACAAAGAGGAAUAACUUGCAACCAACGACCAACAGACAAAUGCUGGAUGACUGACGGUGAUGGCGAAGGCCGAGGACCUCCAGCAUGGCGAGGACCUCCAGCAUGGCGAGGACCUCCAGCAGCGUAGAGAGUAUUUUGGGACUGCAGAGUUUAGGACAACCAAUGAUAAGAAGGACCCAUCCCUUUAUAAGCACGGUCUUGAUGAAGAGUCAUUCUGCCAAACCUAGUACACAGUGUAAAAAAAACAAAAACAAAAAAAUAAACAUGCAUGUCAAAGUAGUGAUCUUCGCCUUGUCGUUUUUGACAACCACAGCAUACCCACUCCACCGUACCAGCAGAGAAGCAUCACAGGCCCUACAGGACAUAAUGAGCAAUCAGGCUCAUGAGAAGACAGACCUCAACAAGGAUGUCAAUGGGAUGUGGAAGAGCCAUGUGGAGAGCAGCAACCUGUACACCCAGGACAGCCCCAACCCCAUGGUGAGCGAGAUCAGGCACAAGCUUACCCUGGAGUCCGAGAGGCUGCGCGCCCGCCUUCGCCAGGAGCUCGCUAAGUUGAGGGAGAGGCUCGCCGUGUACCCUGCCCACCACCAGUCCAGCGAGUCCACCCUGGCCAGCGUGAGAGAUCGCCUGGCCCCACUGAUCAAGCAGCUUCAGAGCGCCGUGAACAGCAACAGCCAGGAGCUGUGUAGCCACCUCAGGCUCUACUAUCAGGGAUUGGAGGCCGCGGAAAGCCAGGCAGCGGCCGGACCCACCCUAUACCUGGAGGCCGUGCAGUGGAUCAGCCAGACCUUGGAUGACAGCAGUGCCAAAAUGACCUCCGUCAUCCAGGACUUCAAAACCAAGACAUCCAGCAUGAUCAGGGAGCUCAAUGGUACCUUCCAGGGGGACUUCUGGCAGGAGGUGAACGUACGGCUGGGGCAGGAGGUGCAGGCGUUGAGUCUGGAGGUCCAGGGCAGGGUGGGGGUGCUGAAAGCAAAGCUGGUCCGUCUCCUGCUGGCUCCACACCCCGUCAGGGCAGAGGUGUUCACCAGCAUGGAGCAGUUCUGCCAGAGUACCACCUUACAGGACCAGUUGUUCCAUGCCAGAAUAGAGAAGCACCUUCUGGGGCAGGAGUCACAGGUUCAGAGCCCCAGCGAGCAGCCCUCUCCACCUCUGGGCUUAUUGGAGGAGGGCUUCUCUGCGAAACUAAGCGCUCUCCUCCAGGACAUUCUGCACACUGUCCAGUAAAAGCAGAACAGAACUUUCCUCAUAGCAAAAUGAGAGAGAAAGAACACGGUGUCCCAUUUUUGGGUACAUUUAAACUAUAUCGUUGUUUCUGCUCCUUGUGCUAAUAUAUAUAUAAAUAUAUAUAUAUAUAUAUCAACUCCUCUACCAUUGUAUAUACAGUACAGUAAGUAAUCCAUGUAUAUUUAUGUUUUUGUUGUUGUUUAUUUCAUGUGGAUGAUUGUUGUAAGGCAUUUUAUUUUGUCAAAUGUAAAUAAAGCUUGUGUGAAGUUUACAGUGUAAACGGCUAGUU
Molecule: messenger RNA, 1816 nt
Organism: Oncorhynchus keta (chum salmon)
Lineage: Eukaryota; Metazoa; Chordata; Actinopteri; Salmoniformes; Salmonidae
Exons: 6
Coding region: 385-1527 (380 amino acids)
Source: RefSeq, a predicted model, not a curated record